Messenger RNA from Leptosomus discolor (cuckoo roller), 322 nucleotides. NCBI's taxonomy places the organism in Eukaryota, Metazoa, Chordata, Aves, Leptosomiformes, Leptosomidae. The record is from RefSeq and is a predicted model, not a curated record.
ACACAGAGAUAUCCAAAUCUGUUAAUUGCUUCAAGUACUGGUGUUGCCGGAGUAUUCUAUCCAUAGUCUUUUCUGCAUAAUGUUUUUGUGUGCUCAGGAGUGGCUCACGCUGGGGUUAAAUGUUCCUUUGCUUUUUUAUCACUUCUGGAGGUAUUUUCGUUGCCCAGCAGAUAGUUCAGAGCUAGCAUAUGAUCCACCUGCAGUCAUGAAUGCAGAUACCUUGAGUUACUGUCAAAAAGAGGCCUGGUGUAAGCUAGCUUUCUAUCUCCUUUCCUUCUUCUACUAUCUGUACUGCAUGAUCUACACUUUGGUGAGCUCUUAA